Molecule: messenger RNA, 1082 nt
Organism: Anastrepha obliqua
Lineage: Eukaryota; Metazoa; Arthropoda; Insecta; Diptera; Tephritidae
Exons: 6
Coding region: 79-921 (280 amino acids)
Source: RefSeq, a predicted model, not a curated record
GGAAAAGAACAAAGAAACAUACUAGCCAAGCAUUAGAUUCAAUUUUAAGUGUUUUCUACCAAUUAUAUUUGCAUAAAGAUGACAUCAACAGCUACUAAAAGAAGUCGUGCCACACCCGAGCAGCUAAAUCGUAUGCUUGACUACCUAAUGGAAGUCCCGGGCCUAGCAGGAUCUAGGUUCCACAGCCUCCAUGGUAAGUUCGAAUGCGACAAAAAAUGGAGCGAGCUAGCAAGAAAGUUAAAUAGUCUGGGUGGAGCAGUGAAGACAGUCAAUCAAUGGCACAAGGUAUGGCGGGACUUAAAAAGCCGCACCAGCAUCAAAGUACGGAAUCGGCGAAGGCAACAAGCUUUAACUGAAAACAGGCCUAUCAGUGAGGAGCCCCUAACGGAAUUCGAGAGGCGGGUGUCUGCUCUUAUAGGGGAAGAAUAUAUGAAUGGGCACGAUUCAACAGCUGAAAAUAUUCCACUAGAGCAGGUAAUCCAAAUGGGUAUCGAAGUGAAAGAUGAAAGCAUGAUUUCGGUAGCCCCAUCGCCUUUACGGACGCCACUUGCAGAAAAUUUCACGCUGAGGUCAGGUAAUUCGCACUUCUCAGACAGGAGAACACCACGGGCGAGCUUGAAAAGAAAGCGCAUGGAAGAAGACGGUGAUGCUCGGAAGAAAUUUUUGGAAAUAGCAGAAAAACAGGCAGAUGCACUAAAGAUGCUAGCCCAGUCGAGUGUAGAAACCGUAGAAGUCGCGAAACAACAAGCAGAUGCUUUAAAGAUCUUAGCCGAAAGCAGCUCUGCAAGUGUCCAGGCGAAUAAAAUGAUGGCGGAGGCAAUAACCGUAUUGGGGAAUGGUUUGAGCGCUACCGCGGAAACAUUCAACAAUCUAACGCCAAUCAUAAGCCAAAUACUCAAAAGACAUACUCGCACUUUUUAAAUAAGUUUUUGAUCAUAAAAUUUCACAGUUCUGAUUAAAAUUACUAAUUCUUCUUUAUCGUUUGAUUUAACAACACCAAAAUUAUUGUCGUUUAGAUUGCGAUAAUCGACAUCGUAACCAAUCAGCUGAUUUUGCCUUGUCGAUUUUCGUAAUGAAAUGGG